Molecule: messenger RNA, 339 nt
Organism: Iphiclides podalirius (scarce swallowtail)
Lineage: Eukaryota; Metazoa; Arthropoda; Insecta; Lepidoptera; Papilionidae
Source: the annotation of a GenBank genome assembly
AUGGCGGGCGGGACGGCUGUUCCCAGGGGCGUUUUUUGGACUGCGCCCGGUGCCGAGCGGCUGAACAAACUCAGCCCCCAGCGCGACAUCGAUGAUUCACUCUUAAAUCAACCUCCUAUCGGCACUGUUUCCAUUGUUACAACAUUGAGUCCGCGUACGCGUUUCGACCUGGGUGGUCCGACGCGGCGCCGCGCGGUCGAACGGAAUAAGGCCGAGAUUCGUGCGAUACGGACGGGGCGGAAUGGAAACGGAAUAGAUAGCGGGCGCUUGUCGGACGUCGCAACGGAUCUGGCGCGGCGGCGCGUCUACGCACGUCGCCGCGGUGCUUUACGCGUCGGC